This is a messenger RNA of Sinocyclocheilus anshuiensis, 1908 nucleotides long. Its product is annotated as 3-oxoacyl-[acyl-carrier-protein] synthase, mitochondrial-like. The record is from RefSeq and is a predicted model, not a curated record. Lineage: Eukaryota; Metazoa; Chordata; Actinopteri; Cypriniformes; Cyprinidae. The transcript has 2 exons. Gene Ontology annotation, molecular function: 3-oxoacyl-[acyl-carrier-protein] synthase activity. Gene Ontology annotation, cellular component: mitochondrion. Gene Ontology annotation, biological process: fatty acid biosynthetic process. The coding region runs from base 10 to 1419 and encodes 469 amino acids.
GAAGAUCUGAUGUGGCCUCAGUCUUCCCAGCACAGGUUGGUCACAAUGUCAUUGAGAUGCUGUCAGAAGAUGUUACUGAGACUCUAUGGUGGCUCUCUGUCCACCGUGAAGAGCUGUAUGUGUUUGAGACGCUACACUAGAGCAGCUCAGAGUCACAGGAGGGUGGUGAUCACCGGCAUCGGACUCGUUUCUCCCCUCGGAACAGGAAGUGCUCUGCCCUGGCAGCGUCUGAUUGGUGGAGAAAGCGGUUUGGUUGCUCUGGACCCAGAGGAGUAUAAGACAGUCCCGUGUAAGGUGGCGGCCCGCGUGCCGAGAGGAGAUGAACAUGGAGAUUUCAAUGAAGAGGCGUUUGCAUCCAAAGGAGAGAUCAACAGCAUGUCUCCAGCUACGGUUAUGGCCGUCGGUGCCGCCCAGUUGGCUCUUGAGGAUUGCGGAUGGUUUCCCAGAAGCCCUGAGGAGCAGCUCAGCACUGGUGUGGCGGUCGGGAUGGGUAUGGUGUCUCUGGAGGAAAUCGUUCGGACGGCCUCGGCCUUUCAAACACGCGGCUACAGCAAAGUCAGCCCGUUUUUUGUCCCCCGUAUCCUGGUCAACAUGGCCGCAGGACACAUAAGCAUCAAACACAAACUCAAGGGUCCCAAUCACGCCGUAUCCACCGCAUGCACCACGGGAGCUCACGCUGUCGGCGAUGCCGCCCGUUUCAUCGCUCACGGUGACGCCGAGGUGAUGCUCGCCGGUGGGACGGAGGCCUGCGUCAGUCCGCUGUCCAUCGCCGGGUUCGCUCGCGCUCGGGCCCUCAGCACCAACUGGAACCAGGAGCCCAGACUCGCCUCGCGCCCAUUUCAUCCAGAUAGAGAGGGGUUUGUGAUGGGAGAAGGGGCAGCCGUGCUCGUUUUAGAGGAAUACGGACAUGCCAAGCAGAGAGGUGCACGGGUGUACGCUGAGGUGCUGGGAUAUGGGCUCUCUGGAGACGCCAGCCACAUCACGGCUCCAACCGCAGAUGGAGACGGAGCCUUUCGGUGCAUGUCUGCUGCUCUCCGUGAUGCUGGAGUAACUCCCUCAGACGUGACGUACGUCAAUGCUCACGCCACCUCCACACCGCUAGGAGACGCAGCAGAGAACGCCGCCAUUAAGAGACUGUUUGAGCAGCAUGCGUGCUCACUGGCCGUGUCCUCCACUAAAGGUGCGACCGGUCAUCUGCUGGGAGCCGCCGGCGCGCUGGAGGCCGCCUUCACUGCCCUCGCGUGUCUCCACGGCAUCCUGCCACCGACACUCAAUCUGGACCGCACCGAGCCAGAGUUUGACCUGAACUAUGUGGCCUGCACAGCACAGACCUGGAGCUCCAGCGGACGCAGAAUCGCUCUCACCAACUCAUUUGGCUUCGGGGGAGCAAACGCUUCUCUGUGUCUCGCGAGUGUGUGAUUACAGUUGAUCAAAUCCACUGAUAUGUCAUUAUGUAAUAUUGACCUGUUAUUAUAUGAAUCAGUAACAGAGAUUCAUAACAUUGAUCCAUAAGAUGCAUCAAACAGCAGUUGUUAACAGCUCUUCACAGUUUACUCUAUACUGCAUGCAUACUGUUUUUAAUACGAUGCUGUAUUCAACAGUAAAUGUUUCGGAGAGCAGUGUUAAAUUGUCACAUGAACUCAAUGAGUUGCUUAAUUCAAUUUAUUGAAUUAAUUUUAAAUUAAAUUGAAUUGAGAAAGGUAAGCAUAUUUAAGAAAAAAUGCAUUAAUUUAAUUUAGUUAAUUAAGUUAAUGGGUGACAAUCCGUACACAGAUUCAGUAGUAAAUGAAUCUUCAUAUUUUGAUAGAAACUUGCAAGGUUAUUCUUUGCUUGUAUGCACACUGUCCAAAAUAAAAUUGUUUUUAAAAUGAUUUUUUUUUAAUAUAUAAUGUUAUAUUUUAAUACAUA